Messenger RNA from Penicillium riverlandense, 900 nucleotides. RefSeq lists its product as uncharacterized. Lineage: Eukaryota; Fungi; Ascomycota; Eurotiomycetes; Eurotiales; Aspergillaceae. The annotation marks the transcript as partial. The transcript has 3 exons. The record is from RefSeq and is a predicted model, not a curated record.
AUGGAUGGGCAGACCUUCCGUCGGCGACACGGUGUUCUCAAGCAACUUUAUCAACGAGUCAAGGACUAUGAACCAUUCUUCCUCUCCCCUGGCGAUCUCCAAGAUCUCGGAAUUCAAGCUCGUCAAGUGGGCAUAACAGAUGAUGGAGUUCUGCAAUUCCACCCGUGCUUUUUCCGGCCUUACCCGGAAAGAGUCCUCCAGAAAUAUCCAAUUGCCACUUCGCGAAUGACCAAAAACAUUUCACCGCUGAACCGCCACCUGGACUUUGAUUCGUAUUUGAGAAGCGCCCACGAAUAUGGGAAUUUCCCAGACGCUCUCAAAUGUGCAAUUGAUGAUUACGCACUUCAUAUGGAAAUAUUGGGACCGGAUGAGUGGUUCAGCCGCGCCACGGACACAGAGCGUCACAUCGACGACCAGAUUGGGGCUGCUCGAAAAGGACGACUGAAAGACUCUUCUCUCCUCAAACUUGGAGCGCUCGACAUCAUGUGGCGAACUAAAGAGAGGAGAGGAGAGCCCCCGACAAGUGAGAGUGGCCGUCCGGAUCCAGUCUGGCAGAUAAAAAACAUUCUCGAGGAUAGUGACGAAAAAUUCCCUAUGCCACAUGCGAUUAUGACAACUCUCGCGCACGUUCCCGCAAAUGAGGCAGACCAGAGUCUCACUCUCCAUGAAGUGAGAGCCAUCGUAUACAUGACUCACCUUCGAACAUCCCACAGGCCCUUUUCGACCCAUCCGAUCCAUCCACUAUUGGUUAUCUCUUACAUGGGCCAAAAGCACGGAAGGAUCAUUCAAGCUUCGUUUGAUGGAAAGAAUUUGGUUCUACAAUACUCGCAAUUGUGGAGCUUCGCGGACGACGAUACGGCACCGGUGGAGCUGUUCAUUCGCUAUUAUAUUAGCCAGCUC